AUGGGUGUAACAAGAAUUCCUCGACCUAUUGUUCAUUUUAUUUUAAAUCAAAAAGCAGAUUUAAAUAUUGAUAAUAAUAAAGCAGCUAUUGAAAAAAUAAUAAAUGAUUUAAAACGAGAAGGUUUAGAUAAAUCAAUUGAUAUUCGAAAAGAAACAUUUCAUACACUUCCAUCAGCAUUUAAAAAAGAAGGACAAACAUUAAUAUCGAAAAAAACAUCAUUGACUCAAAUAAAAACAACACCAGAUUUUAUUGAAAGUGUUCAAUUAUUAUUUGGAAGAAUUUUUAAUUCAGUUCAAUUAACAAAUAUAUCUGAUCCUCUUCAAUGGUUAUCAUCAUCAAUAACAAUAUUUGAAACAUUACAAAAAUUUUCUGAUUUAACUUAUUAUCGAAAUAUUCAUGAACAACGUUUAGAUAAUCAAAUACGUGGACAUAUUCGAGAAAUUUUAUUGAAAAUCUUUUCUAUUGAUUAUCGUAAUGAAUUAAUUCUGCAAACAACAAAUAAGACUAAAGAUGAAAUUCAAAAAUUCUUUCUUGAUAAACAAAAUCAAAUUGAAGAACAAACUCAAAAUGAUCUCGAAAAUUUAUUUAAAUUAUUAAAAGUAUCUGAAUUACUUCGUAAACGAAAUCAACAAUUUCUUCAUGUACAAAUUAUUGAAAUGUUUAAUAUUUUACAAAUAUUAAAUAUUGAAAGCAAUCGACGACAACAAGUUAAUACAACUAUUCAUCAUGCUGAAGAACAACUUCGACAAUUAAUUGAACAUGUCAUUCGAAAUGGAAGACUUAUGUUAUAUGAAACUGCUGAACAAGAAUUUGAACGGAUGUAUCAAAAUACAAUUGGAUUUCUUCGAGAUGAAUUCAAUCCAAACGAAUGUCUUAAACAAGCAAUAAAAGAUAUUUAUAUAAAUUAUAACAUCUAUGAAAAAGAAUGUUUACUCGAAUUUUCUUCAAUUGAUAUUCAUUCUUCAUUAUUAGCUGAUCAAACAUCAAUUGAUAAUCUAGAAGAAAUUUUCGUUUCAUAUUUUACUAAUUUAGCUUAUAAAACAGCUUCCGUUACUGUACAUCAUUUUAAUCCAACAGGAACACCAGUUUAUUCUCUUGAUAUUAUCAAUAGUCUCAACUAUUUAAAUCAAAACUUAUUAGAACGAGAAUUUCGAACUUUUGUCAAUCAAACAAGUUCUCAAAUAAUAAAUAAUAAUAGAUGGCAAGAUACUGAUCAGGAAAGAUCAAUGUAUCAAACAUCAAAUUCUUCGUCAUACCAUCAGCCAAAUGAACAUUCAAAUCUAACCUCCACUGAUCAGUUUCAAAUACAAGUCAGACAAGCUAUUGAAAAUCAAAAACUAAUAAUGUUAGGAAGAUCAUCUACAGAUGAACGAAAUAUGUAUUUAAGACUUUCAGAAAUCAUUCGAGAAGUAAUUCGACGAAUCAGACAAACAAUGCAAGGGAUAAAUGAUGGUCAAGUACGACAAAUUCGAAUUGAAUUAAUACAAAAAAUAGUUGGAUUAAUUAAUUCAUUAAUUAUUGAAAUUAAAACAGAAUUAGAUCCAUUUUGUUUAGAAUCAUCUCAUCAAUUAAAAUCAAUAUUACAUAUUUGUGCUGUUAUUUUAUUAACAAAAUAUUAUUAUCAUGAACAAAUCAAUCAUUUCAAUCAAAUUCUAGCUGAUUUUGAACGAAAAAAAUCAGAUUUAAAAGAAUAUUUUCUUGCUAAUGCUUGUUCUAAUAGCUCAAGAGACAAAAAUUAUGCCAUUAAUCUUGCACAACAAUUUAAAGAUUAUCUAAUUCAAUCAUUAUCAAACGAUGGACAGCGGAUCAUUACUGGAGAUUCUAAAUAA
Messenger RNA from Rotaria sordida, 1830 nucleotides. Lineage: Eukaryota; Metazoa; Rotifera; Eurotatoria; Philodinida; Philodinidae. The record is from the annotation of a GenBank genome assembly.